UAUUAGCCUCAGAGUCUGAAGGCAUCCAUGCUGAUUUCAUGUUGUAAAAUUAAGUGAUAUAUUUUCACAGUUUUAACCAUCACAUUUGAGGAAUCGCCACAAAAGAAUAAAUAAUGGUGUCCAUGCAGCCUAUUGGUAUUUACAAGCCAGGGGCAGAGGAAGAGAAGUCCGAGACUGCUCGUAUGUCCUCUUUUGUUGGUGCCAUUGCCAUUGGAGACUUAGUCAAGACUACAUUAGGGCCAAAAGGAAUGGACAAAAUCUUGCAGUCUGGGAACAAAAAUAACACAAUUCAGGUCACAAAUGAUGGAGCUACAAUUCUCAAGGCUAUAGGUGUGGACAACCCUGCAGCGAAGAUCUUAGUUGAUAUUUCCAAAGUACAGGAUGAUGAAGUAGGAGAUGGGACCACCUCUGUUACAGUAUUAGCUUGUGAAUUACUAAAGGAAGCUGAACACCUAAUUGCACAACGCCUCCAUCCACAGACCAUAGUGUCAGGCUGGAGGAAAGCUGUCACUGAGGCCAGGAGAGCUUUAGAAGAGUCUGCUAAAGAUAAUGGGGCUAAUCCUGAUAAAUUUAGAGAGGAUUUGAUGAACAUUGCCAGAACUACCCUAAGCUCUAAGAUUUUGACUGCGAACAAAGAUCACUUUGCAAAUUUAGCUGUGGAUGCAGUGUUAAGACUUAAGGGUCAUGGUGACCUGCAGGCAAUACAAGUGAUCAAGAUUCUUGGUGGAAGUCUACUGGACUCUACCUUAGAUGAAGGUUUUCUGUUGGAGAAGAAGAUUGGAGUUAAUCAACCAAAGAGAGUAGAAAAUGCUAAGAUCUUAAUAGCCAACACGUCAAUGGAUGCUGAUAAAAUAAAAGUGUUUGGCUCCAGAGUGAGAGUGGAUGCCAUUUCCAAAAUUGCAGAAUUAGAAUUGGCUGAAAAGGAAAAGAUGAAAGAUAAAGUCGGAAAGAUAAUUAAACAUGGUUGUAAUGUUUUCAUUAACAGGCAGUUAAUUUACAAUUAUCCAGAGCAGUUGUUUGCUGAUGCUGGUGUGAUGGCCAUUGAACAUGCUGACUUUGAAGGAGUAGAGAGACUGGCCUUGGUCACAGGUGGAGAGAUAGUGUCCACUUUUGACAACCCAGAGCUGGUCAAGCUUGGUCAUUGUGAUCUCAUCGAGGAAGUCAUCAUUGGAGAGGAUAAACUCAUCAAGUUCUCAGGUGUUGCUCUGGGAGAGGCCUGCACCAUAGUGUUGCGUGGAGCUACUCAGCAAAUUCUGGACGAAGCAGAGCGUUCCUUGCAUGAUGCCCUCUGUGUUCUGGCGCAGACUGUGAAAGAAACCAGGACAGUUUAUGGUGGUGGUUGCUCUGAGAUGCUUAUGGCAAAUGCUGUCUCAGAACUUGCCAUGAAAACACCUGGUAAAGAAGCCCUGGCAAUGGAAGGAUUUGCUAGAGCUCUUAGAAUGCUUCCCACAAUUAUUGCUGACAAUGCAGGCUAUGAUAGCAGUCAGCUCGUUACAGAGUUGAGAGCAGCUCACAAGGAAGGACGUAACACCACAGGGCUGGAUAUGAACAGGGGAGAAAUAGCUGAUGUGACAGUGCUGGGAAUCACAGAGUCCUACCAAGUGAAGCGCCAAGUCCUCAUUAGUGCAGCUGAGGCAGCAGAGAUGAUCCUUAGAGUGGACGACAUCAUAAAAGCUGCACCGCGUCAGCGAGCUCCGGACCAUGGUCACUAGGUGUCACCUGUCUGUCUGUCAGUCAGUCUGUCAUGCUUUAGACUUAUCUAGAAGAGAGAAAUUUGAUGUGCAGUGUGAAUUUUUGGAUCCACAACGCAAGUCUUUUCAAGGCACAUUUGGGAAAUUUGACUGAACCAACUUGUCAAAUAACUGCUAUAUUUCACUUGUUUUCCUGUGCUUGCACUAUCAUGAUAAAGUCAUCUUAGUUGCAUGUGUACUUCAAUCUUCAGGUAAUAUGAAUGUGCCUAGAGUCAUAUCAGCAAGACUAUACACUAUAUAAGCAUGUCUUGAAGAUGUUCUGGAAGUUUGUUUUGUAGGUGGACCAAAGAAAAAAUAGACCAUUGAUCAUGAGGUAAAAUGGACUAUGCUGUUUAGUAUAAAUAUUUUAUUGCUGUUGAAUGUUGCAUUAUAUAUCAUCUUGGAGUGACAACUGCUUUGUGUGUAUUUAUAAAAAAUAAACAAAUGUGAAAAAGUUA
Molecule: messenger RNA, 2188 nt
Organism: Lingula anatina
Lineage: Eukaryota; Metazoa; Brachiopoda; Lingulata; Lingulida; Lingulidae
Product: T-complex protein 1 subunit beta
Biological process (GO): protein folding
Cellular component (GO): chaperonin-containing T-complex; cytosol
Molecular function (GO): ATP hydrolysis activity; ATP-dependent protein folding chaperone; ATP binding
Source: RefSeq, a predicted model, not a curated record